AUGGCUCACUCUCCCCGAAUUCAGUCCCGAGGGGUAGAGAGUCCUCUACUCCGCGGUUCUCAGUCCAGCAGCCCUGCUGCGCCUGUCUCCUCGUCCCGCCCACCCGGAGAGGCUCGCCCGGCCGUUGGUGAACGGUCCUCUUACGGUGAAGACAUCAGAUCAGAGACAUUGUCCGAUUUGCCCAGGGUCACACAGCUAGAGCCUGAGGGGGAAACAAAGACAGAUGGAGAAACUGCAUCAGACAAUGAGAGCCGAACGGAACCUGCACCAGUACCCACUUCUGAUGAUACUCCUGAGGUCUUCAAUCGGGCAUUGUCAAAGCUGUCCUCAAGAUGGAAAAACUGGUGGGUGAGAGGUAUCCUGACUUUGGCUAUGAUUGCCUUUUUCUUCAUCAUCAUUUAUUUGGGACCCAUGGUUUUAAUGAUGAUCGUGAUGUGUGUUCAGAUUAAGUGUUUCCAUGAGAUCAUCACUAUUGGCUAUAAUGUCUACCAUUCAUAUGACCUACCUUGGUUUAGGACCCUCAGUUGGUACUUUCUACUGUGCGUGAAUUAUUUUUUCUAUGGUGAAACAGUGACUGAUUAUUUCUUCACUCUGGUCCAGAGAGAGGAGCCUUUGAGGAUUCUCAGUAAAUAUCAUCGCUUCAUUUCCUUUGCUCUUUACCUAACAGGGUUCUGCAUGUUUGUACUGAGUCUCGUUAAGAAGCAUUAUCGGCUCCAGUUCUAUAUGUUUGGUUGGACUCAUGUGACCCUGCUUAUUGUUGUGACCCAGUCCCAUCUCAUUAUCCACAACUUGUUUGAAGGAAUGAUCUGGUUUAUUGUCCCCAUUUCAUGUGUGAUCUGUAAUGACAUCAUGGCCUAUAUGUUUGGCUUUUUCUUUGGUCGGACCCCACUCAUCAAGCUUUCUCCAAAGAAGACAUGGGAGGGCUUCAUUGGAGGAUUCUUUGCCACUGUGGUGUUUGGUCUUCUGCUCUCCUAUUUAAUGUCUGGAUACAGAUGCUUUAUCUGCCCUGUGGAGUUCAACAAUGACACUAACAGCUUCACUGUGGAUUGUGAGCCCUCAGAUCUUUUCAGACUUCAGGAAUAUAACAUCCCUUUGGUGCUUCAAUCUGUCAUUGGCUGGAAAACAGUUCGGAUGUAUCCCUUCCAGAUCCACAGCAUUGCUCUUUCUACUUUUGCCUCUCUCAUUGGCCCCUUUGGAGGAUUUUUUGCAAGUGGAUUCAAACGGGCCUUUAAAAUCAAGGACUUUGCCAAUACCAUCCCUGGCCAUGGAGGCAUUAUGGACCGCUUUGACUGCCAGUACCUGAUGGCUACUUUUGUCAAUGUGUACAUUGCCAGUUUUAUCAGGGGACCUAACCCAAGUAAGCUGAUUCAACAGUUUUUGACUUUGCGUCCGGACCAGCAGCUUCACAUCUUCACCAUGUUAAAGGCUCACCUUCUUGACAAGGGGAUGUUGAUUGCCAGCACUGAAGAACAGGAGGCACCUUAGAAAGAGGAUAGUAGGAUCAGAACUGAGCUCUAGGGCAAGUCUUCAAGUCAAU
This is a messenger RNA of Gracilinanus agilis (Agile Gracile Mouse Opossum), 1537 nucleotides long. It is a transcript of the gene CDS2, whose product is annotated as CDP-diacylglycerol synthase 2. Gene Ontology annotation, molecular function: phosphatidate cytidylyltransferase activity. Bases 1 to 1485 code for a protein of 494 amino acids. The transcript has 14 exons. The record is from RefSeq and is a predicted model, not a curated record. Gene Ontology annotation, cellular component: endoplasmic reticulum membrane. NCBI's taxonomy places the organism in Eukaryota, Metazoa, Chordata, Mammalia, Didelphimorphia, Didelphidae.